This is a messenger RNA of Paramormyrops kingsleyae, 1517 nucleotides long. RefSeq names its product tetraspanin-1-like. The record is from RefSeq and is a predicted model, not a curated record. Gene Ontology annotation, cellular component: plasma membrane. NCBI's taxonomy places the organism in Eukaryota, Metazoa, Chordata, Actinopteri, Osteoglossiformes, Mormyridae.
GAUUCACCUUCAUCCCACCCCUAUACCACACCUGUACCAGUUUGUGCAAACAUAUUAACCCGAAUAGGUCACUUUUGAGAGAGACAAACAGUGAAACAGUUUUCAGUUCAGUUUACUCCGGUUUCCAUCCCAAGAAACAGCGGAGACUAAAAGAGAUAAAAAUGGGGUGCUUCACUUUUAUAAAGGUCAUGAUGAUCUUGUUCAACCUCCUGAUUUUUCUAGGGGGCGCUGGACUGCUGGCAGUGGGAAUCUGGGUGAGUGUGGACGGGAACUCCUUCCUGAAGGUGCUGGGGCCCUUUGCCAACCAGGCCACACAGUUUGUCAACGUGGGCUACUUCUGCAUCGUCAUUGGAGCCGUGCUGGUGAUCCUCGGUUUCUUUGGAUGCUGCGGGGCUAUGAAGGAGAGCAAGUGUCUUCUCAUCCUGUUCUUCAGCGUCAUCCUGAUUAUCUUCAUAGCUGAAAUUGCAGCUGCAGUUGUUGCCCUGGUCUACGCUUCAUUUGCACAGAGCAUCCUGCAGGCGUGGGCCGAACCUGAAUUGCAGAACCAGUAUGGCAAUAACGCGGUGGUCACGCAGAUAUGGAAUGACACCAUGACAAGUUUGAAUUGCUGCGGCUUCAACAAUUACACGGACUUCAUGAACUCAACUUAUUACAACACAAAUAGGAAAAGCUUUCCUCCACCUUGCUGCAACAACACCACUCCCUGCACGCUGACCUUAGCACAGCAGACCAACGUUGGAGGGUGCUACAAACAACUUCUGGGAACUUUAAAGAAAAAUGCAAAUGUUGUCGGAGGUGUUGCGGCUGCAAUUGGCGCAGUGGAGUUGGCGUCGAUGGUCGUGUCCAUGUACUUGUACUGUCACAUGGACAAAACUGGACAUUAAGAAAACAUGGACAGGAGCCAGCCACGGUCCCGUGAUGCCCAUAGUGAUGUCAUGAGCUGUGUUUGUGGUGAAAUAAACAGUUCAAGAUUUCAGUUUACUUAUAAUCAGGAAACAUCCAUCACAGGGAAUACGCACUUUGUUUAUCACAUUGUUUCUUAUAUUUAGUGCAGAUUCUAAGUUAAAUUGCAUUGUAACAGUGAUGCUUGUGAGAGUGGUCUGUUACUGUUUAAAAGCUAUAUGACGGCCAUUUUAAAAUACUUUUUGGCUUAAUAGUGCAACUUUGUUAAGUGACCCUUCACCAAUUGUUCUCAGAAUCAAAUGAUCUAAUGACGUUUUGUUUGACUUCCUUAUAGAUAAGGUAUCCAUAAUAACUGUUCUGCAAUACACUGUUAAACCGGUUGAACCGGCUAACAGGCCCUAAUGGUUUUUGGUCUUGUGAAACCCAAAGGAAGAAAUCAAGAAAAAUUCCUGCAUAAAAUAAUUAUAUUUCUAUUUUUGAUGUUCCACAACUGAAUUUCUGUGUUUAUGUGAAUAUGGUAUGACCCGAUUAAUGCCACGAUAUUUAGGCCAUGUGGUUUUGUAAAUGUACAGAUUGAAAAUAAAGGAGAAAAAGCCUUAAUUAUAAACAAAAAA